GUUUGAAUACCUCUAACGCCUUCGAACGCGCGACACACCUUGCAUCAAACACCAAAACGAAAACAAGGAGGAAAGUUUACCUGUUCUAAAGAUGGAAAAAUCAGUGCUCUUUUUCACGAUAUUUCUCAUCCUCAGUGUCAUUUACGAAACCGGGGCAAUAAAAUGCUACCAGUGCUCAACUGAUGAGGACCCAGAAGGAAGAGAUCUGUGUGGUGCUUACGAGUACUUUGACGAGGAAGCCCACAUCCCUGUUGACUGCUUCCAGGAGGAAUCUGUGACUCCAGGGACAUUCUGCGUCAAAAUCACCAAGCAGUCACCACGCAUGUUUAUCUGGGAUGGCCGCUGGCGCACUGUCAUCCGCCGCUGUUCCUCUGUCACCGAGACUGGAGUGACAAAUGUCUGCAACUGGGGUGUGGACCUGAACGGUGUCUACUGGGAGGAGUGUUAUUGCACCUCUGACGGAUGCAAUGGCUCAUCCACGUUGACUGUCAGCUUUUCUCUCGUUGCUGCUGCUCUGGUAGCUUCCGUUUGGAUGAGAUUAUAAGGAGAGAAGCUGGAGGGAUUCCUGUGAUAGGAGUUGAUACUGAAUGUUAGGUAUGUCCAUGUAAAAUUAUUUUUUUGUGUGUGUCUUUUAUAUACUUGGAGAAAAUAGGAUUUUGUUAUCUUUUAUCUUUCAAGUGAAUUUCCGUCCAUUUUGAUACAGCUGAAAACAUAUAUGAAAAAUUAACAGUGUAAAAGGAAUGUUGUUCCUUUUGUUGUUGAAGAUGUAUAGGAAUCUCUUAGGGAAGAGUUAUUAUUAUGCCAAAUUUGUAUGGCAUAUUUUUUUUUCAUGUUAUUCAGAACUUACAAGUAGUAGCAGGUUUUAAAUGGUUACUAUUGUAAAAUAGUAUUUUGUUGAAACAAGAGUUGCUUUCAAAAUUAUCUUUUACAAGCUUAUUGCUGAACAAAUCAGCAUGUAACAGUUAUAGUUAUUGUUAUUAUCAUCAUCAUUAUUAUUAUUAUUGUAGUUCUUAUGAUUUUUUAUUUUUUUAUUAUUAUUAUUUUUUAAAGAUCUUGGAAUAGUUGCAUAUAUCUUACCUUGUUGAUGUCAAGUCUGGAGUUGCCACUGUCAGCCAGUCCAUCCUUGAUUCCAGUUUGGAGCUCAGGUAUUGAUUCUGCAAGGUGGACCAUAGUUGGUGUACGGAAAGACAUCCAGUUUGGCAAGGAUGGCAACUCCAAAACCAAAGUCCCAUAUGGGUUUUCCAUUAUGCUUAGUUUUAGUAGACAGCAGUAUAAGUUUCAGAAGUGAGGUCAGGUCCAUUAGGUCUUGUAUAAGGUAUAUUUCUCUUUUCUGCAAAUUCUGUUCUAUUUUCAUAAGAAAGUACUUUUUUUGAGUUUUAGACUUUUCUGGAUAGUUCAUGGUAUUGAAAGAAGGAAUAAUGCAAUUUUUAAACUUGAAAGGCUAGAAGUGAUUUCUAGGUAUCAUUUGAAAAUUAUUUUAUACCAAAAUGUAUUUUAUAACGAACAGUCUAUUAAAUUAUGUAUGUUAACAUAAUGUUUCUUGUUAGCAAAGUUAUAUAUUUAAAGUUAUCAGUACCAUAUUAUCUGAUAGCAAUAUGUAACUGGUAUCUGCCUCUGAGUUAAUGUGUAUAUUGUAUAGAGAAUAAUAUACUAAAUAAUUUCUAUAUUCAUAAUCCCAAGACCACUUUGCACAACUAUGUGAGGCAGCAACAUCUAAAGGGAGUAUUGAGUUUUGAAAUGAAAUGGAGCUGAUGUUUUGUGAAAUUUCUGCUGUAGAAGAACAUAUCUAGACAUUUUUUAAACAGACAUCAGUUCAAAGGAAAAUGUAAAAUAUAUAAGUGCAUUAAUUAACAACUCAUUUUCCUCAUCUUAUAGUCAGCUGACAUAUAUCUCUAAACUUCAUAAAAUGUUUUCUAAACUUGAAGAAGUACAGUAUUGUAAUUUCUUCAGAUCGAGGAAUUGAAGAAGUAAAUGUUCUGCCGCAUAGGAAAAAUGGCUGUGAAGUUGACUUUAUAAAAGCGUUUUCAACAAAGUUACUGCUCUUUACCCCAAAAAGACAGCAAAGUUAGGGGGUUCAUGUUCUGUCUUCUCUUCUGUUUCUCUUUUUUUCUUGUGUAAUAUGGACCUUUUUUAUUAUUAAUAUUAUCACAACUUAGUAUGUUUUGUCCAUUGUGCGCACACACCUGAGAACAGCAAGUACCAUACUUAGGUCCUGUAAGUUCGGACAUUUUUAUGAUGAUAGAAUUUUCUUCUUAACCUGUUUGUAUACAUGUGGUUUGUGACGUGCAUUUCAAAGGCCAGCAUCGUUGGGAUGUUUGUUUGUUUUUUUCUUUUUUUUUUUCCGGUUUACAUUAUUGGUAAUGUCUAAUAUGUUAAUACUUGGAAAAUGUGCCAAUUAGAAAUCAAUUUAUGAAAGCUCAUAUUUUGCAUCCAUUUACAUAAAUAUUUGAUUAGUAUUAUUUGUUAUCCAACCAAAUAAAUAAAAGUAAAAAUAGUGAUGCUAUCCUAGAUCACGCAUUAUCCAAAAGGUUUUGAUAUAUGAACUGUAGUUCAUAUGUAUCUGUAUUUGUUGUCUAAUAUCCUUUUGGUUUGUGAGAUGAGCUUUUAUUUAUUAUUAUUUUUUUUUCCCCCAAGUGACAUUAAAUUUUGUUAAAUGUCAGUUGCUACAUAUGUUAAUUACUUUGUCACAAAAAGUUAAUGAUGUAAGUUGGUAAUAGAGGAAAGAGUUCAAGGCACAAUUGAAUAUUAUUAUGUUAAUAUCAACACUGUUAUGAUGAUUUUUGGUGAUAUUGUUACUAUAUUGCAUUUAAGUACUAAUAACAAUAAAAGAUAAUAAAGAAUCUUUACAAAAACCGAGGAAAAGGGUAAACAUGUAUGGUGGAUAGGACUAAUAAUUUGACUUGGUAACUAAGCACUUGUAGAGGGAUGUGUGUGUAAACAGAAUUAUUCAACUUUAAAUUAUAGUGGCCAUGGCAUGUAUGUGAUGCCAUCUGCGCACAAUGUGUUAAUUUUCACUGUUACCAGACUUAAUGCUGAAUAUGACUUGUGGUAGGAAAGAAAAUGACAGGGAUUUCCAACUCAUUGUUAAUAUGUAAUUUUUUGUUUAUUGUUAAUUUUUGGGAAGGUCUCUAGUAUUUUUAAAAGGCACAUUUCAGAGUACAUUACAAAAAAAAACAAAGUAAGUUCAGUGUUUGAUGAGAGAUGUGUGUUUUUCUAACUAACUUCCUCUAUAAUUCUUGUUAAAAUUGUAAGAGAUGUAUGCUUUGUAACAUUCCACAAAUAAAAGUACUUCACUCAGAUGAUCUGAGUAAAAUCUGCCAGAUUUUGUAAUGGAUUCCGUCCAUACCAUUCCAUUGUCUAAGAUUUAUAAGGUAGAGUAUCUGUUAAAAGUGUUGUGUAAGAUAAGUAUUUUUGCAAUAAAUUAAUACCAUUCUGAA
Molecule: messenger RNA, 3437 nt
Organism: Penaeus indicus
Lineage: Eukaryota; Metazoa; Arthropoda; Malacostraca; Decapoda; Penaeidae
Exons: 3
Coding region: 92-544 (150 amino acids)
Biological process (GO): sleep; regulation of synaptic transmission, cholinergic; positive regulation of voltage-gated potassium channel activity
Source: RefSeq, a predicted model, not a curated record